UUUUGAUUGAUUUGAAAUUAUUUGUCCGUUUGAAAUUUUAAAGUAUUUGACGUUUCAUACGAAGCUUCGGGUACUCACUGCAAACUCCAAGAAACUGACAUCAACCAACUGAAAACAUAAAACACCACCUCCACCACCAAUCCUGGCAUUCUAGCUUUCACUUCUUCGUCACCACAAACGUCAUUGUUUCCCCCUCAAGACCCCACACCAUCAGCAUAUAAAUCCAUCGCAGUUGUCACCAUUUAAACACACUCACAACCUCACUAACCUUCAUUCCAAUAAUCUCCCUCGUUGUAAAACGACAAAGAUCAUGGUUCAAUCUCAACCUCACUUCCUCUUAGUAACUUAUCCAGCCCAAGGUCACAUCAAUCCAGCUCUCCAGUUCGCUAAACGACUCCUCCGAUUAGGUGUCAAGGUCACCUUCACCACCUGCCUCUCCGCCUACCGCCGCAUGAGCAAAGCUGGCCGGAUUCCAGACAGUUUGAGCUUCGCUCCCUUUUCCGAUGGCUUUGACGAUGGCUACAACUACAAGGACAGUGACGCCUCAUUUUACCUGACUCAGUUGAGAAACCGAGGAAAACAAAGCUUGAAAGAAACCAUUCUUUCUUGCGACAAAGCUGGCACUCCGAUCACUUGUUUGGCUUACACCAUCCUUCUCCCUUGGGCCGAGGAGGUGGCGCGUGACCUAAACUUGCCAUCAGCUCUUCUUUGGAUUCAACCAGCAUCUGUAUUUCGUGUCUACUACUAUUACUUCAAUGGGUACGAUAAACUGAUUGGUGAAGACUCAAAAGACCCAUCAUGGUCCAUCGAAUUACCAGGGUUGCCCUCUCUCAAAAGUCGCGACCUCCCCUCCUUUUGUCUACCUUCGAACACUUACAACUUCGCACUUCCUUUGUUCAAAGAACAGCUAGAUAUCUUGGAUUCGGAAGACAGGCCUAAAAUACUAAUGAACACCUUCGAUGCUUUGGAAGAAGAAGCUUUGAAACAUAUCGAUGAGAAGCUAAAGAUGGUCGCAGUAGGGCCGUUGAUUCCGUCAGCUUUCUUGGAUGGAAACGAUCCAUCUGACACAUCUUUCGGCGGAGAUUUGUUUGAAAAAUCAAAAGACUACAUCGAAUGGAUGAACACAAAGCCUGAGGGAUCCAUCGUGUACAUUUCUUUUGGCACCUUGAUAACACUGUCGAAGAAACAGAAGGAAGAAAUGGCACAAGCUUUGUUGAAGAUCCGACGUCCGUUUUUGUGGGUGAUCAGAGAUAAAAACGGCGACAUGAACACGACGAAAGAAGAUGAAGAAGAGGAAGACGAAGUAAGUUGUAUAAAGGAACUGGAAGAAUUAGGUUUGAUAGUUCCAUGGUGUAGUCAAGUAGAGGUGUUAUCUCAUCCAUCUUUAGGUUGCUUUGUGACGCAUUGUGGGUGGAAUUCGACGCUGGAGAGUAUAGUUUGUGGGGUUCCGGUGGUGGCGUUUCCUCACUGGACAGAUCAGUCGACGAAUGCGAAGCUGUUAGAAGACGUGUGGGGAACGGGGGUGAGGGUGGCGGCUACCGGAGAAGGAGUGGUUGAAGGGGAGGAGAUAAGAAGGUGUAUUGAAAUGGUGAUGGGAGGGGAUGAUGAAGGAUUAACAAUGAGAAAGAAUGCUAAGAAGUGGAAAGAUUUGGCAAGAGAUGCUAUGAAGGAAAGUGGGUCGUCUUUUAUGAAUCUCAAGGCUUUUGUUAAAGAAGUUGAUGGAAGCUCGAAGCGGAAUAGAGUGCCGAUUUCUAGUGAAGAAUCUGAAUCCGAAUCGAGAUCUGGUCAUUCUGUUUGAUUUCAUAUAAUAAAGUUUAAUUUAAAUUUCUAUUGUUAAUGAUUAAUUGGACAAUAUUAAGUAGAAAUGUAAAAUUAUUCAAAUGAUUGGGACAAUAUUAAGUAGAAUUUUUUUGGUC
Molecule: messenger RNA, 1916 nt
Organism: Lactuca sativa (garden lettuce)
Lineage: Eukaryota; Viridiplantae; Streptophyta; Magnoliopsida; Asterales; Asteraceae
Product: UDP-glycosyltransferase 75C1
Molecular function (GO): quercetin 3-O-glucosyltransferase activity; quercetin 7-O-glucosyltransferase activity
Source: RefSeq, a predicted model, not a curated record